Molecule: messenger RNA, 2247 nt
Organism: Blastomyces gilchristii SLH14081
Lineage: Eukaryota; Fungi; Ascomycota; Eurotiomycetes; Onygenales; Ajellomycetaceae
Product: zinc metalloproteinase
Exons: 4
Coding region: 1-2247 (748 amino acids)
Cellular component (GO): cytoplasm
Source: RefSeq, a predicted model, not a curated record
AUGCCAUUUUUCAAGGACCUCCGUCGCCGCUCCAGGGCUACUUUUAGCUUGACCCCGUCUUCCUCCUUCAAUGCCAAUGACGACGUACUCCCUGACAAAUCCUCAUCUACUCUCGACUCCCCGAUUCCUAGCUUGCGUAGCUCCUCUGUAUCUUUUCUCAAAAGCAACAGUCCCGACUUACCCUUUCCUCAUUUAUCUACCCUCUCGAAAUUGAACGGAAACGGAGAUGGCCCACAGGUGACGCCACCACAGAGACCUGUUCCAAUUGGGUCCCAGUCAAGCCGGAGCAAUGGUACUGUACAUCAAAAAAUCCUCCUAAUUUAUGGUCAGACUGGAGACGCACGACAGCACUCCGUUGAUGGAAACAUAACUAUCCACCAUUCCCAAGAUUCGUUCCCUCCCAUCACCUGGCCUGUUUAUGAGUCACACUUCAAGGCUUUGGUCCAUCUUAUCCCAGGUCCUAACAAGCUACGACUUGAAUUCACCUCCUCAAAAAUUCAGAACCCAAUUGCCCAUUCGUCAUGGGUGAGCAUUAACUACCUGCCUUUAGUAAACUCUCCUCCCCUCCAGCUCGCAAUUGUGCUGGGGAGCGAUUCCGAUGGCCGUUUUGAUGCGGUUCCCGAGAGAAUAUCACGGGAGGGAAACGGUUUGGAGACCGCAAUACGGAAAUUUCGAAUGGCUGCGUAUAUGUGGCAGUCGUUUACUGGGGAACAGAUGUACCGAAAUAAGUUCGGAAGGCGCUGUUUCCGAUUUGAAGAGGAGUGGCAGGUUGGAACGCUGAGCCUACGGGACGCGAAGUCACAUCAGAUGAGAAACGAGGCCAAGAUACACAUUAUACGCUGCGACAGAACGGUUAACGAUCUGAGAAAUCUUAGUGUUGUGGGACAGGGUGGCACUAAAUCGGAUGCGAGUGAGCUCUUCAACGUUGUACUUGAGGCUAUCAAACGUUAUUUUGGGACUGGAGAUGGCCAAAUGCAGUAUGUCUCGGCACUAAUGCUUGAUACCCACUGGGACAUAGGAUCCCAGAAAAUCACAUGUCAUGCCGCAGCGGGCUCUGAUGGAGAUAAUAUCAAGCUGGCUCUUUUUGGAUCCUAUGCGUUGCAAAGUUACCCAACCGCCAUGGAAGAAGUAGUCACAGCUUUCACUGACUGCACACGGACGGAUACUAAUUUCGUUGCCAAUUACAGAAAUGAGUGUGGGAGCAACUGGGAAGCUGUUAACUCCGGGAUUGGCGGCCAUCUCCGUUCAAUUGGCUGUUUAUUUGGCUGUCGCAAUCAAGAGAGUGGUAUCAUGUGUGGAGAUUGCAUUCUAUUGAAUCGAAGCUUCACAAUUCGAGAACCAUAUUCUACUCGAACGAAGGCACAGGGACUGCGACUCUGCCUUAAUGAGGACGAAUGUAACUGGCAUAGACUUGAUACCCUUCGUUUUAGAUUUCAUGCAUGCUUCCGGCUGCCACGAGAUUCACCUCCUCGCUCUGAUGACUCAGUUCAAGUAUGGCCCGUUGACAAUGGCAAGAUAUUAAUCACUUCGUCAGCUGGCAUUGCUUUCAUCGAAAUUUACGUGGACAAUGAUGAGAUCUGCAGGUCGUAUCUCGAAUACGUGGAUGGUGAUUCCGGCAAUAAUGGCAUCCCGAAGCAGAUCGCUCUCACCGAAGCUGAGAUUCGCCGGCAAACUCCUGAGAGCACUAACAAGAAGAGAAAGAUCAAGUUGGUGAUAUAUUCCGGCAUCCUUAGCACUUAUACGAUUGACGACAUUAGCAAACUCAAAUCCAAACAUUCGACUGCUAAAUUACCUACUGGGCAAGUUGGAUACAGGGGCAACAAAUUGGGGCAAGCUCUAUCCUUAGAUAGUAUCCCAGAACAACUGUUCCUGGAAUGUGCCUUCAUCCAGACGAAGCUUCUGGUCUCCGUGAAAGUCUAUCAUAAUGGCUUUAUAUACGGAUUAGAGUUUUGUUACGAAGACUCCACGAGCCAGGUAUUUGGGCACAAAAAUUCCAACUCUACCCGUAGCGAAUUUGUGUUUGACACUCGUCGUGGUGAAAUCCUAAUGGGAUUUUACGUGAAGAUGGGCAGGCAAAUCGAUGGCAUUGGACUUAUCACGAAUCUCAGCAGGAAAUCUGCGGUUUUCGGAAACGGCAACGGUAGAGCUGGCCAUACAUUGAUACCACCAAGGGGCUACAGUAUUGCUGGAAUAUCCGGAUCCGUAGCGUCCUGCAUUGAGGAACUCUCCCUAAUUAUAACUCGAUGA